Molecule: messenger RNA, 276 nt
Organism: Funneliformis geosporum
Lineage: Eukaryota; Fungi; Glomeromycota; Glomeromycetes; Glomerales; Glomeraceae
Source: the annotation of a GenBank genome assembly
AUGAGACGUCAAACUAUUCCAGAAGGAUUACCCAAAUCCGACGUACACUUUGAAUUAGUUCACCGUACAAUUGAUAUUGAAAAAUUAAAAUUGGGAGAAAAUGAUUUUAUUUUGAAGAAUCUUUAUUUGUCUUUAGAUCCUUAUGUUCGUGUGACCUUAAGAGAACCUCAUAUUAAAUCAUUUAUGCCACCACAAAUAAUUGGUCAUGUUUUAAAUAGUGUUGGAGUAUCUGAAGUUGUAAAAUCAAAUAAUCCAACCCAUAAAAUUGGUGAUCUC